Molecule: messenger RNA, 1071 nt
Organism: Elaeis guineensis (African oil palm)
Lineage: Eukaryota; Viridiplantae; Streptophyta; Magnoliopsida; Arecales; Arecaceae
Source: RefSeq, a predicted model, not a curated record
AUGUCAUUGCAGGAAAGCUUGAAUAAAUUUAAGCAACAGCAAGAGAAAUGUCAGUCGACUCUCACCAACAUAGCAGCCCGAGCACAAUCUUCAAAACCCCCCCAACCACAGAAAACAGCACCUUCAAGUUCUUCAGCUCCUUCAAAAGCACCUACUGCAAUUAAAUUUUCAAAUGACACAGAAAGGCUGCAGCACAUCAAUGCCAUUAGAAAGUCACCUGUUGGUGCACAAAUUAAACGUGUUAUUGAUCUACUUUUAGAGACAAGACAAGCCCUCACGCCAGAAGAGAUAAAUGAAGCAUGCUAUGUUGACAUAAAUGCAAAUAAGGCAGUCUUUGACAGUUUGAGGAAUAAUCAUAAAGUGAAUUAUGAUGGGAAGCGUUUUGCUUACAAGUCUAAACAUGAUCUGAAAGGAAAAGACCAAUUGCUUUCUCUGAUAAGGAAGUUUCCUGAAGGCCUUCCUGUUGUGGAUGUCAAGGAUGCAUACCCGUCUGUGAUGGAGGAUCUCCAGGCCUUGAAGGCAGCGGGUCAAGUUUGGCUUUUGUCCAACAUGGACUCGCAGGAGGACAUUGUAUACCCUAAUGACCCAAAGGUGACGAUAAAGGUGGAUGAUGAUCUGAAGCAGCUGUUCCGGGGGAUUGAAUUACCACGUGACAUGGUUGAUAUUGAGAAGGAGCUGCAGAAGAAUGGCAUGAAGCCUGCGACCAAUACAGCCAAGAGACGGGCCAUGGCCCAAGUCCAUGGCAUCACCUCGAAGCCCAAACCUAAGAAGAGACGCGAGAUUAGCCGAAGGACCAAGCUGACCAACGCACAUCUCCCUGAGCUCUUUGAGAAGCUGAAUGUUCCGGACUCUUGAAAGAGGAAUUUGUUCCUUUGGAGUUUCUUCUUACUUUUCCAUCAAGUUCUUGUCACGUGACCCUGCUAUUAUUUGUAUAAGAACCAGGUUAUGUAAUUACAAGAAUGUUGAAAAUGAUGAGUUGUGAUAUUGCACUCGGGUGCAUAUAUUUGAUGCUUUGGUAUCAAACCAGCUAUUUUGGUCGUGAAGAACAUCAGAUACGCUGGUCCUUGUUUC